Messenger RNA from Hemibagrus wyckioides, 4186 nucleotides. It is a transcript of the gene g3bp2b, whose product is annotated as G3BP stress granule assembly factor 2b. Lineage: Eukaryota; Metazoa; Chordata; Actinopteri; Siluriformes; Bagridae. The record is from RefSeq and is a predicted model, not a curated record. Gene Ontology annotation, cellular component: cytosol; ribonucleoprotein complex. The coding region runs from base 847 to 2355 and encodes 502 amino acids. Gene Ontology annotation, molecular function: mRNA binding. The transcript has 13 exons.
GUAGAGUGCAGGGAGUCGUUUGGGAUUCGGACCUUUUUGUCUCCUCGCAUGCCUGUUCCGUCGUUUUUUUGUUCUUAAAUUUCUUCACAUCACCUCCGUAAACGACACGAAUCCCCAAAUAACCGUAUUUCCAUCAAAAUUGAUCGUUUAUGCUACACUGUGUCGAUUUCGGACAAGCAAACAACAACAAAACAACAAAAACGUUUGCAGUCUGAUUCGAGGCUCGUUAGCAUUACACAGCUAGCGUCAUUUCUUUUUUUCCUCAAAAACUGUACUUCAGACGUUGGAUUUACUCACAAAACUGUAUUUCACAUUGAUAUGCGUGAUACAGUCAGUAUACAUGUCAACAAAAAAGAGAAAGUAUAUGCACACAAGCCGUAAAUAUAAACGUACGUAUUUGCUAAUGCUAAUGUAGCUAAAGGCUGAUGGCGCACAGCAGAUUUCGGUUAAUAAAUAUCUCCACUUCCGGUUUGCUCGGAUUUUAUUCUAUUACUGUUUUAUCGAAGUGUAGUGAUAUAACCGCUUAACCUGUUAUCUUAGCAUCAACUCACGUAAUCCACGUUUAGUUUCCGCGUACCGUUUCGAUUCGUAUUAAUCGAUCAUUAUCAGCGGGGCUCGCGGAUUAAAUACCGAUUAAUCGAUUAAUUGAAUUGCGCGUGACGCCUGUUCACAAAGCUGAGAAGGAGGAGUGGAGAAAGUGCGCAGUUAGAUUUACAAACCCCGGCCUGUCUGUCUGACUCCUGUCUACCUCCCCGUCUCCUGGCCGCUGUGUCUUCUGCCUCCCUACCUGUCUGUCUGUCAGUAGAAACAGGUCUCAGCAUUCCACAUCCAGGUGACCUGAAAGAGAUGGUGAUGGAGAAACCGAGCCCUUUGCUCGUAGGGCGCGAGUUCGUCAGGCAGUACUACACACUCUUGAACAAAGCGCCCGAUUACCUGCACAGGUUCUAUGGAAGGAACUCAUCAUACGUGCACGGUGGUUUGGACAGCAGCGGGAAACCCGAGGAAGCCGUGUACGGUCAGGCUGAGAUCCAUAAGAAGGUGAUGUCCCUGCAGUUCAGUGAGUGUCACACUAAGAUCCGACACGUGGACGCUCACGCCACUUUGGGGGACGGGGUGGUGGUGCAGGUGAUGGGUGAGCUGUCCAACAGAGGACAACCCAUGAGGAGGUUCAUGCAGACCUUCGUCCUUGCACCUGAGGGUUCUGCAGUGAACAAGUUCUAUGUACACAAUGACAUUUUCCGCUAUGAGGAGGAAGUGUUUGGAGACUCUGAGGCAGAGUUAGGAGAGUCUGAGGAAGAGGAGGCAGAGGAAGAGCAGGUGGAGACCCACACUUCCCCAGAACCUGCACAGGAGAAUGCACCUUACUAUGAGCCUCCACCAGUCAGUAAUGGUGUGGAGGAGCAGCAGGAAGAGGCGGGCCCUGAGGCAGAACCAGAACCCCAGCCUGAGCCUGAGGCCAAUCAGGAGGUAGAGACAGACCUUAGUGCUGAGGGAGAGCUUCAGCCUGAGGAGGUUGAGCCAGAUAUUGAAGAAAAACUGCCAGAAGAGUUAGAGGAGAAACCCCCAACCCCAGUAUCAGCCCCGACUCCACCCCCUCAGACCCCCGAACCACCCAAGCCAUUCUCUUGGGCCUCUGUGACGAGCAAGAAUCUGCCACCCAGUGGCUCUCUACCCACCUCUGGCAUCCCGCCUCAUGUAGUGAAGGCCUCAAGUAUACCACCCAGAGUGGAGGUAAAGCAGGAUUCUCAUGCUCCAUUGCCUAGAGACCAGCGGCGUGAGAGACCUGGGUUUACACCACGUGGACCUAGACCAGAUGGCGCUUCAGCUGAGGCUCAGGGUGGGAAACCUUACUUCGGCUUUAAAGGUCGUGGGGAAUCUGAGGGAGGCGAGACUGAAGGGCGCAGGACUGUGCGUCACCCUGACAGUCAUCAGCUGUUUGUGGGAAAUCUUCCACAUGACAUAGAUGAGGGCGAGCUCAAGGAAUUUUUCAUGAAGUUUGGGAUGGUGGUGGAGAUGCGCAUCAACACAAAGGGUGUUGGAGGGAAACUGCCCAAUUUUGGGUUUGUUGUGUUUGAUGAUUCGGAUCCUGUGCAGAGGAUUUUGGCAGCCAAGCCAAUCAUGUUCCGCGGUGAGGUUCGCCUGAACGUUGAGGAGAAGAAAACCCGGGCCGCCCGAGAGCGUGAAACCAGGGCCACAGGAGACAACCGCCGCGGAGACCGUGGUCCCAGGGGCAUCAUGGGUAACGGGAUGGGGCGUGACCGAGACGGGCGUGGCCCACCCCCGUCCUCCUCCAGGCCCACGAUUGGUUCAGGCCGAGGUAGUGGAGAGUCUCGCUUCGCUGGGCCGCGACGCUGAGUGGGCGGAGUCAUCUUGAACCGUGCUCGCUCUCACUCUUUCGUCACAUCAAUGGGCCGAAAAUUUAUAAAAAAUAAUUUUUUCCUUUACUUUCUUUUUUUCUGUUUCCUUUUUGGAAUGUGACCGGCUAUCAACAACAGCUACGAUGAGAAGAACCACCAUUUGAUGUGAAAGAUUUAAAAAAAAAAAGCAGAACUCUCUCACACACACUGAAGCAUUUUGAAAAUUCAUCGCUUUCUCUUUUGGGUUUUGUUUUUUCCUAUAUUUUGUUUUCUUUGCAAGAAAAAUGGGGGCGUGGCUUAUUUUCUGUUGAACAAAGAGAUGGAAGUGUGACAAGGGGGAACUGUUGAAUCGCACGUUUUAUAAUGGACAUGAACGUCAAUGCUUCAGAAAAAACGGAAGAGAAACGCUCACUGUACACUUAUUUAUUUUGUUAGUUAAUUAAAAAAAAAACAGUGGUGGUGCCUUAAACUGUUCUCUCGCCCAUCUCUCUCUCUCUCUCUCUCUCUCUCUCUCUCUUUUGCUCAUCUCUCUCUGUCUCUCUCUUGAUCUGUUUCAUCCUGUGAAAGACAAAAGGACUAAACUCAUCAGGACUCGGGCAUGUGCCGAUAUUAAAUUAAACAAUAUUAUUGCGAUAUUAUUGUUUACUGGACCCUCGGCAGCAUCUCUUUCGGGACUUCAUCAUAAGUGAAAGGAUUUAUGGGAUUGCCUUCAGUGAGAGGAACUCAGGUGCUGCUGCCUUCACAGAUCCAAAGUACGGACCCUUAAGAAGACACUGUUCAUGUUCUGUGUUCCUAAACAGACAGACUUUAUUUGGGGAGCCAGCGUUUAUUAUUAUUUUUCUUUCCCUCUCGACGUUAAAUACCGUGAUGUGAUCAAUGAUCGGCACAUGCCUGGUCAUGUGGAACAGUUCGGCCGUAAAUAAAACGUGCGCCUUUUUUUUGUUUGUUUUUGUAAGUUUCAGAAGCUCAGUUUUGAAUUACACUAAUGCUAAUCUAGCUAACAGUUUAUACAGAUUAUAGCUACCAGAUUAGCAUUAUGCUCACCUCAAGACAUUUAUACAUUAAAAAAAAUUAUUGAAUAGCAGAUUGUCUUUUCUUUUUAUUUUUAAAUUUAAUAUAAACAUCAAGUGUUCCCAAUGUACAAGCCCUGUCUUUAAGACCUAUGCCCCGCCCCCUACCUGACUGUAAUGUACUGAUGAAGAAAGUAUGUGUUGGUAGAAAAACUACAGUUUUACAUUUUUAUCUGUGACGUUCUUUUUGUGGAUGUUUAUAGACAAGUGUUUCGUACAAUGCGUCAUGCUAAACUGGUAGCUGUAAGAGUGUGUUUCUUGUUAGUUACAUUAGCCUCAUAGCUCCAGUGUGAAACUUGGCUGAUCGAAUGUAUGCUGUACGUUUCGUUUUUGGGCUGAACCGUUCUUUUAGCUCGUUGCUAACAGCGUGUGUGAUGGUAAGGCAGUGUUAGUGGUACUGAUGAUCCCAGAAUAGUACUGUCUUUACGAUAGCGUACGUUUUGUUUAGUUGGAGAGCGGCUUGCUGAAGCCGAGCUUGUUUUCCUCCCUGCAGUAUUCCACACUCAAUUUAUUUCCUUGUCACAAACCACUUUGCACGGCCGGUUUACGCUUUUUUUGUUUUUAUUUCUUUCUUCAUUUUUUUGGAUACAGCUUUAUGAAGUUAGCACUUUUUUUCUUUUUUUCCAUUUUUCAUUUAGUUGACCUCCUCCUCCUCCAGCCUGUAUUUCCGCUCGGGCUCGGGUGUUGAUCUCCCGUUGGCUUCAGCAGGUUCCGUCUGAAUGUGUUUUCAACUUUCAAUAAACUACUGAUGAUCUGCAA